UUGCCUGAAGAUCCAGCUUUUAGUACCGACGCGCCGUUAUACGACCGGUCAGAUCGUUGUGAGCGUGACCUUACAGUUUACUACUUCCGUCACCACUCGUUGGUUUCUCCAUCGUGAGAAUUCGGGUUCUGUCUCGAAGAAGGUAGAAUACCUACCUAAUGUAUGCUUGUUUGCUACCUUUAUUAGAACCAACAUCCUCGUCUUUUAUCGAAUUAGUCUAACUUAGACUUAUUUAUGCAGCAUCCCGAGGUGGUGGCUAAUAUUCCGAAGUUACAAGUCGGGCGGGAAUCCUGUUCAAGAGCUUGCUCCUUACCAUAACGCCCCCCUCUCCUGGAAUUGCCACAUGCUCGAAUGUUAAUUGACUUAGUGCUACUUACCUCUAGCCUUCAACUUCCUUCUCCUGCUUGUCUCUCCUAGCAACUUUAAGUCCUCUCAGCAGAGAAUUAUAUGACUCGAGAGACACAUCUUUGAAUGUUUAAGCCCCCCCGUCUCUUACGUCAACCCUCCCGUGCCGCCAGUACACACUUCCCCUAGUCUCCCCUGCUGCAACCCGCAUUCCUACAUUUAGUUACACACGGAAGACGGCCAUCGAAAUUACCUACUGUAUCUACUGAGACACGCCUUCUCGGCCUGUCUUGAGGCCUCCGUCCGAGUAAACAGCCUCUACAGGCUGGUUGCGGGCGCCUCUGCCGCACCAUGAAGUUCGGCAAGCAAAUCCAGAAGCGUCAGCUCGAAGUACCUGAAUAUGCCGCCAGCUUCGUAAACUACAAGGCGCUCAAAAAACUCAUCAAGAAGCUGUCUGCUACCCCGACACUGAGCGCUCAAAAUGACCCUCACUUUACUCCCACGCCGGUAGACACCCAAGUUGCUCUACAGGCAAACAAAGCAAAGUUUUUCUUUCAGCUGGAACGAGAGUUAGAGAAAGUCAACGCAUUCUACCUCCAGAAAGAAGCAGAGCUCAAAAUUCGACUCAAAACAUUGUUAGAUAAGAAAAGAGUACUACAAUCUCGUCACAGCAUCUCUAGACGCUCGGCCAAGUUCACUACUCUAGAAGAAGGGUUUCAACAAUUUGCGAAUGACCUGAACAAGCUUCAACAAUUCGUCGAGAUUAAUGGGACAGCCUUCUCUAAGAUCCUGAAGAAAUGGGAUAAAACAUCUAAGUCUAAGACGAAGGAGCUGUACCUAUCGCGUGCUGUGGAGGUACAACCAUUUUUCAAUGCCCCGGUCAUUAGCGAACUCUCAGAUCAGGCGACAACCAGUCUGCAAGAGCUUGGAGCUUGGGCAGACGGCGACCAUGUCCCGUUUGAAGCUCGUUCGGAACAUAUGGUGAGUAGCCAACAUCUGCUCGGAACAGAUGAAGGCGACGCGGAUAGUCUGUUGCUCGAUACGGCAAUUUCUGGCAACUUGGAAUCACUGCGAGAUCUACUCUCAAGGAUGAGAGCUGGGUCUAGUUCGCCGUCCGGGAUGGAUGUUUCUUUGAUGGAGAGAGUAACCCGCACGUUUCUCGCUGCUAUCCACGAAGCACCGCAGGCUUCCCUUGAAGUCUUGUUAGAGACCGGACUCGUUGAUAUUCGAUCCGAAGACGACAUCAACGAGAGAAACUGCCUCCACCAAGCCACUAUCUACGGAAACUCGUUUGUGUUAAAUGUCGGCUUAUCAGGAGGAGUUGAAGUUAAUAGGACAGAUGUUUAUGGGCGGGUACCACUUCACUAUGCGAGCAUGCAUGGACGAUUGGAUAUGCUCGAACUUUUACUUCAAGCCGACCCGACGACAAUCGACCUGAUUGACCACGACAACUUCACUCCACUGAUCCACGCGAUUAUUCACGGCCAUCUCGCAUGCGUCCAACGACUUCUUUUAACCACGUCGCGUUUAGAUCCCGUGUCGGAAACCGACCACAUACCACUUAAUCUCGCCUGCGAGCAUGGAUCGCUUGAUAUAGUCAAACUACUUCUGGCACAUGGGGCACAGAUACUACCUGAUGCUGAAGGGCUAUACCCACAGCAUCUCGUAGCACGUUCGGGUCAAACACCUCAACUACUUCGGUUGUUGCAGGAAUAUGGCGCCGAUCUAGACCAAAUCGAUAAACUAUAUGGCUGGACACCACUAGUGCAUGCGGCGAGCGAGGGGAAUGUGCCUUGCUUGGAAGAGCUCUUGAAUGUGGGCGUGGAUCCUAAUAUCGUUGACGAGAAAGACCUGCCUGCUAUGUAUUAUGCGGCGUGGGAGGGACAUCUAGAAUGCAUUCAGAAGCUCACGCCAUACCAACGGAGAAAUAUAGAGAACUCCCUCAUGAUGCAGACUACUGGUCCUCUCCUAGGUCCUCUCGGAAGUGGAAGCACACCAAUUCCAAUGUCGCUUGACGCCGACGCGAUCCCGAUCCUCGAACUUCCGCCACCGAUAAUACCAUUACGACGUUAUGGCCAUAACUUCCUAGAUACGAAGGCCGUCAUCCAAAUUAGCUUCCAGGAAGACGGCGACCAUCCAUUAGUAUUCUUUCACGAUAGCAAGUAUCCUGCCGCACGAUUAACUAUUUCGUCUAAGUUAUCAGACCUCAUACCGAAGAAUAUCAUGUUACCUUUCCAAGAAGAUACCCGGUUGGUAUCUUUCCAGGUCGACAAUCUCGAUACAUUUACCCUCGACUUUGACGUGUUCCCCACCUAUGGCGCAAAAAUCAUCGCAAAGACGGUUGCGCUUCCAAAUACGUUCCGAGCUUCCUGGAGUAGCUCCGGAAAGUGUUGCCUUCCAUUGUUCGACCCACGGCUCCGAGCGAUUGGCCAAAUAUCAUUUAAUACUCAAGUAAUUAAACCUUUCCAGGGCACUCCACUAGAGAUUACGGACUUUGAGACAUAUUGGAAGGCCACGAGUCAGCUUGAUCAAAAUCCAACCAUGUUUGUUACUGGCUCGAGUUUAUCUGGCGAGUUUGUUCAGCUAUACGUCCAGCAUACGAGUGAUGGCAUACCUGUUAUAUGGCCGCAGUGGAUGAUUCAAUGCGGCGGGAUUGAUGUAUCGAUCUCACGAUUAUCUUACGAACAAUUUUCUACCGUCACGGCAUCAAACCCAGGGCGAGCUCAACUUCCCUUGGUACCAUCCCAGGGCCUUAGCAGUAUUGCCGAUGUUCAUCGAGUACUUAACACAGCGGGAAUAUCUCUAGGAGAAGCGCUUUCACUACUUCCUAACUCGAUGCAUGUAGACCUCCAAAUUAUCUAUCCAUCGGAAGACGAGGAACGAAGGCUAGGGCUGGGCCCGACGGUGAACGUUAACAGUUUCGUGGACUCCAUACUUACCAUAGUAUUUGAUCACGCGAGAGAACAGAGGGCACAGACGAUGUCGGCUCCUGAUACUGUUAGAUCAGUUGUCUUUAGCUCUUAUAACCCUACGCUCUGCACGACUUUGAAUUGGAAGCAACCGAACUUCCCCGUAUUCCUCUGCAACGACCUUGGCCGCGAAGAUGUCAUGCUCUCGCCUAGCGUAAUUCAGAGCAGCGGACGGAGGACGUUCUCGGUCAAGGAAACUGUAAGGAUAGCGCAGAGCAACAAUUUUAUGGGGCUUGUUUGCUGCUCUCGACUAUUGAACAUGGUUCCAGCUCUCGUAGAUGCGAUAAAAUCCCACGGGUUGGCAUUAGUCGUCGAUAAAUCAGCCGAGCAAGCCACGGAUCCAUACCUGCAUUCAGAUCUAUUCCCCAUCCCCAAAGGCGUCGAUGGGUUGUUGAAGGGUAACGGGGUCUUGAGAUUUAACGAGUCUAUAGAGGUAUAGACAAAACGGCGGCCUAGAGUAUUGGUUACAGCAUCAGUUAUGGAAUCAGUUCCGAGGCUCUGUUCACAUAGCAUUAAUGGAAUGAUAUGAAUAAAAAAGUGAAUCGUUA
Molecule: messenger RNA, 3862 nt
Organism: Annulohypoxylon maeteangense
Lineage: Eukaryota; Fungi; Ascomycota; Sordariomycetes; Xylariales; Hypoxylaceae
Product: SPX domain-containing protein
Exons: 8
Coding region: 697-3753 (1018 amino acids)
Biological process (GO): lipid metabolic process
Molecular function (GO): phosphoric diester hydrolase activity; protein binding
Source: RefSeq, a predicted model, not a curated record